GAGACUAUUCCAGACCGUCUUCAGCUUUGUGUCUGUUUUAAGUUUAUUUGUGCAGAACUAGAGUUCUUUUUUUUUUACCAAGCUGUCGUUAUAUAUAGCGAAAUGUUUUUUGGGAGCUGAAGCAUGGAGGUGGUACUGAUCAGAUUGAAGGGACUCAGCGAUGCUGAGCUGUGUGAGGAAUUUGUUCGAGCGGGCAUCAAGUGCGGCCCCAUCACAUCUACCACCCGAGCCAUCUACGAGAGGAAGUUAGCUCGCGUCCUCGCUGAACAAGAGGGUGUUGCAGCCCAAACCGAUGGCAACCGUUCAUCCCUGGGCCUGGAAACUGCAGGAGACUUCAAACCUGUGUCAGGUGCCACCUCAGAAGAUGCCUCUGACAUUGUUACUGCAAGCAGCCGGUCCUCUGAGAACAAUGGCGAAGAGAUGGACUUUGGGUACGGUGUGGGUCUAAACCCACCAGAGGAAGAGGAGAUCUCCGUACGGUCGGCUUUUAACAGCCCUGUUGAGUGCAGUAACUCUCAGUCCAAAACAGAAACGCCUUCAAAGCUAGCACAAGUGUCUCCAACUUUUUAUGGAGUGUGUCCACCGUGGGAGGACGUCUUGGCCAGAAAUGACGGAACACACGUAUACAUGGACAAGAAAGACGCACUUCAAGCUGUGAAGGCCAUGAAGGGAGCUCGCUUCAAAGCCUUCAGUAACCGUGAAGAUGCAGAGAAGUUUGCAAAGGGACUCUGUGAUUAUUUCCCCUCUCCCAGCAAGUCCACCCCCUGUGCAUCUCCUGUCAAACCUGGUCUGCUCCCUGGUAAAGCUGAAAACAUGGAAGUUGACACCAUUAAUCGGGAGCGGGCCAACAGUUUUAAGAGCCCCCGCAGUCAGGACUUAACAGCAAAACUAAGGAAAGCUGUGGAGAAAGGUGAUGAGCUGGCCUUCAGCGAGCUCGUCUGGAGCAACCCACGGUAUCUUAUCGGCUCAGGGGAUAAUCCCACUGUUGUUCAGGAGGGCUGCCGCUACAAUGUCAUGCACGUGGCAGCGAAGGAGAACCAGGCAGGGAUCGCCCAGCUGCUGCUGGACACUUUGGAGAACCCCGAGUUCAUGCGCCUCAUGUACCCAGACGACCAGGAAGUCAUGCUGCAAAAACGAAUCCGCUACAUUGUAGAUCUUUACCUCAACACUCCAGAUAAAGCUGGUUUCGAAACACCUCUCCACUUUGCCUGCAAGUUUGGGUGUCCGGAUGUGGUCAAUGUCCUGUGCUCGCAUCCUGACAUAGAUAAGAAUUGUAAGAACAAGGACGGCUUGAAGCCUUGUGAUCUUAUUUGUAGCAGAAAAAAUAAAACCCAGGAAGUGAAACAACAGAUAAGUGACUACUUGGAGGACCGCUGCUAUGUCCCUUUGCUGAGGGCGACAGACAACACCUCUCAGCCCAUCAUUGGUGCUACGUGGUCACCCGAGUCCUCAGAGAGCCUGUCACUGAUCCAGCAGUACACGAGGAGCCCCGUGGAUCCUUUACUGACCGUCACCGCCUUCGCUGGCCCGCUGAGCCCUUCUAAAGCAGAUGACUUUCGUCGGUCGUGGAAAACGCCACCUAGAGAACGGGCGGAGCUUUUCCAUCACAUUCUGAAGUCGGACCCUGACCGAGGGGUAGAGAGAGUGGGCAGAGAUUUAGCUCGUGAGAUGGGCCACCCCUGGGCUGAAUACUGGGGUUUCCUGGACUGUUUUGUGGAUCUGUCGUCAGCCGAGGGGCUCCGCAAGCUGGAGGAGUACCUGAGUAAGAAGGAUUUCAGCCCAAGGAGUCAUGAUGGGGCUGGACAGAAUGAGACCAGCAACAGGUUUAAAACCCCCUCUCCAGGAAAGCCUAAAAAAUUCUGCAACUCUAUUUCUGUGGGUGCCUUCCUGGAUGAGAGCGAUGACAUCAGCCUCGAGGAGAUAAAGAACCGUCAAAACGCAGUGCUCAGCAGCAUCACGUCCUCCGCUUCAGCUAAGGAUGUCCUGAAAGGAGCCGUGGGCGGCCGCGAGUUCCACAUGGCGCUUCACCACCGCGGGGCGGACCUGAUAGAGACGGCCGCCGAGCGGGAGCUGCUGUGCUGCUGCAGCGACGGCCUCCUGUCACCCGGCGCCGUCUGCAAAAGUGGGGCGUGCUCCUCCUCCAGUGACAGGACUCAAAACGGAGACAAAGUGUCCCAGCGCACCUCCCCGUCCUCCUCCGGGCUGCUGUCUCCCAUCACCAACCUCAUGGUGGAGUUCGAGCGCAUGUCGCUGCAGGAGCCGCCGGACAGCCCCRCCCGCUGCAGGGAGAGGAGGUGCAGCGGCGGGAGUCGGCACAAGGACAACCGCGGCGCCGCAACGGAGCUGGGCUCCGGACUCGCCCGCCUGUCUCUCAGCCAGAACAGCGAGGAUCCGGAUCGGCCUGGCAGGAGGACGGAGGGAAGAGGCUCAGAGGAGAGCAGCAGCGGCAGCAGCUCAGAGGAGUACUUUGAAGCAGAGGAGAGUCUGGAGGAGCUGGGGAGGACUAGGGGGUCCGUUUCAGGGGUGCGCAAUUUCUGUGCCAGGUCCAAGUCGUGGGACCACGGAGGCAGGGACCUGAGCAGCUCAGGAUCCUCAGGGUCUUCCUACAAGUCCUUAGACAGCUCCGAGUUUCUCCCCAGGACCCCUCCGCACUUUAGAAGAGGACUUUUUAUUGAGGGGGACUCCCCUACCAGACUGGACAGAGAGGUCUUGGCAGCGAUGGAAGGCACAGAUGUUGACCCCCAGAAAUAUCCCAGCAUACACARGUGGAGGAGCACAAUGAAGUGCUACUCUUCAUCGGACAUGCAGAGCUGGCCCAGCCCGGCGGUGAAAGCCCGACUCAAGAUGCAGCACCAGACCCCCGGCUCYCCCAUCAGCGGCCUGAUGUCCCCCAGCGGUCGCUUCAGUCCCGUCCGCCACGCUGCCUCACCAGACUACAGCCCCAGCCGAUACAGCCCUGCCAGUGUUAGCUACAUCCAACGCAUCCGCCUCAGACACCUACAUGAACCGCUGUAACCGCCCCCCUCCUGCUUCUCUCCCUGCAGCAGCUGCACCAGAGCCCCCAAACCUGACAGAAAUAUGCACAAGUGUCUGGAUUUGUAUUUAUGAUGUACGGUACUAUGUAUAACAGGAAUUCUCAUCACAUUAGGCCGUGAUGUCGACUCGACUUUAAAAAGGAAAAAAAAAUCUUCAUAAUUUAUGUACUGUAUGGGUGUGAACURUAAUGACUUACUGGAAGUGUUAGUGGCAACUGUGAAACACCUGUAUUAUAACCUGAGUCAACUGUUGGGGGGGGGGGAAGUGAACACAAGCCACACUUUCCUAAACUUGGUUGGUCACACACAAACAAGAGGCAUCAUUAGGAUUCUAUCCCUGAAGAGCUUCUUUAAAAAAAAACAACUAAAACAAGUCAAAUCUUGAUAUUUUAAAAAAUAUUUUUUGUAUGUUGGUCAGUAGCACAAAAAUUAAUGUUUUUAAUAACAGGUGUUUUAAAGCAACUGCCAUUUCCUAUGUUGUUCCUCAGUUCGGGAAUUGCCUUAAUUUUCUGAAGUGAUGGACCAUUUCUCUGUCAAACUAGAAAUAUUUUAACUCCUACUUGAAAAGUAUGAAAAUAAAUAAUAAAAAAAAGAUCUUCCAUGUUUUUUGUUUUUUUUUUAAAUUUUGGCCUAAUAAAUGUAUAUGUUUUCUUAGUUGUACCGGGUUUGUGUGCAAAUAUUUUGUCAUUAACGGCGGCCUUAAACAGUGCCAUUUUUAAAAUUUUGUUUAUUUACCAGUCUGUCACACCCAUCAGUCAGGGAUCAUCUGAGCUGAACCAUUAAAUCUGCAUAAAUGUGUUUUUUAAAGCACCACAGGGGAAAAACUUCAGAUAUAAUCAAACAGCUACACAAAUCAGACCAAUUUAGUAACUUACUGCCUUACACUUGGAGAACAUGAUUAAAUGAAAGCUGCAUUAUGCUGUAAGUUAUUCCCAGUCUUUGUAUCUUUUUUUAUAUGUGGGGGAGGAAAACAUGGCUUCUGUGCUCAUUUAGGGGAGUURAACAAAGCUUUAAUUCUCAAAGUUGCUCGUAAAUGUUUUUGGUAAAAGAGUUUACAGUGAACUCGUUUUCCAAACGGUUGAGUUUGGUGACGAAAGUCAAAACCAUCUGGGUCCAAAUGGUUCUGUUUGGUUUUGGAGUCUGAAAGCUCACGAGUUACGUCCAGAGGGAAUACAGCCAGCCAUGUUGAAAAUUCAAAUUGCCACUUAAGUUGAAACAAAUGUUCUGAAUGUAUGUUUUUGUUUUUAUUUGUGAAAAAAAUUUUUGUAUCCGAGAGCACAAGCCAACUUCAGAUUGUACGGUCAUCCUCAUGCUCUGAGAUAAGAGAUCCAACUCUGCUCUCUGAAUGUUUCUGAAUGUGGAACUUUACAAAACUACACAU
This is a messenger RNA of Austrofundulus limnaeus, 4416 nucleotides long. It is a transcript of the gene ankle2, whose product is annotated as ankyrin repeat and LEM domain containing 2. The record is from RefSeq and is a predicted model, not a curated record. Bases 124 to 3015 code for a protein of 963 amino acids. Gene Ontology annotation, cellular component: endoplasmic reticulum. NCBI's taxonomy places the organism in Eukaryota, Metazoa, Chordata, Actinopteri, Cyprinodontiformes, Rivulidae. Gene Ontology annotation, molecular function: protein phosphatase 2A binding. The transcript is spliced from 13 exons. Gene Ontology annotation, biological process: negative regulation of phosphorylation.